Acinonyx jubatus (cheetah) is the source of this 2682-nucleotide messenger RNA. It is a transcript of the gene TBX21, whose product is annotated as T-box transcription factor 21. Gene Ontology annotation, biological process: cell fate specification; lymphocyte migration; positive regulation of DNA-templated transcription. The transcript has 6 exons. Bases 192 to 1799 code for a protein of 535 amino acids. Gene Ontology annotation, cellular component: nucleus. Gene Ontology annotation, molecular function: RNA polymerase II cis-regulatory region sequence-specific DNA binding; DNA-binding transcription factor activity, RNA polymerase II-specific. The record is from RefSeq and is a predicted model, not a curated record. Lineage: Eukaryota; Metazoa; Chordata; Mammalia; Carnivora; Felidae.
GGAGCCCGGGAGCAGCUGCGCGCCCGCCAAACGCGGGCGCAGGACCCAGGCGUCCGAGCCCGGGCUCCGGUGGGGCCCCCCCCGCCCCCGCCCCCGGGGCCCCGCCCCUACUCUCAAGACCCCCCACGCCUGCCCCCGCGCGGAGAGGGGCCGGUCCCCGACGGCUGCGGGAAGGUGCCAGCCCGCCCCGGAUGGGCAUCGUGGAGCCGGGCUGCGGAGACAUGCUGACGGGCACCGAGCCGAUGCCGGCGAGCGACGAGGGCCGGGCGCCCGGCGCCGACCCGCAGAACCGCUACUUCUACCCGGAGCCCGGCGCGCAGGACACGGCCGACCGUCGCGGGGGCGCCAGCCUGGGGGCACCGUACCCCGGGGGCGCCCUGGUGCCCGCUCCGCCGGGCCGCUUCCUCGGAGCCUACGCCUACCCGCCCCGGCCCCAGGCCGCCGGCUUCCCCGGGGUGGGCGAGCCCUUCCCGCCGACGGCGAGCGCCGAGGGCUACCAGCCUGGGGACGGCUAUGGGGCCCCGGACCCGCGCUCGGUUCUCUACCCGGGGCCGCGCGAGGACUACGCGCUGCCGGCGGGGCUGGAGGUGUCCGGGAAGCUGAGAGUCGCGCUCAACAACCACCUGUUGUGGUCCAAGUUUAAUCAGCACCAGACGGAGAUGAUCAUCACCAAGCAGGGACGGCGGAUGUUCCCGUUCUUGUCAUUUACUGUGGCGGGGCUGGAGCCCACCAGCCAUUACCGGAUGUUCGUGGACGUGGUCUUGGUGGACCAGCACCACUGGCGGUAUCAGAGCGGCAAGUGGGUGCAGUGUGGCAAGGCUGAGGGCAACAUGCCAGGAAACCGCCUGUACGUCCACCCAGAUUCCCCCAAUACUGGAGCCCAUUGGAUGCGCCAGGAAGUUUCGUUCGGGAAACUAAAGCUCACGAACAACAAAGGGGCCUCUAACAAUGUGACCCAGAUGAUCGUGCUCCAGUCUCUCCAUAAGUACCAGCCUCGGCUACACAUCGUCGAGGUGAACGAUGGGGAGCCGGAGGCGGCCUGCAACGCCUCCAACACGCAUGUCUUCACCUUCCAAGAGACCCAGUUCAUUGCCGUGACCGCCUACCAGAAUGCAGAGAUCACUCAGCUGAAAAUUGAUAAUAACCCUUUUGCCAAAGGAUUCCGGGAGAACUUUGAGUCCAUGUAUGCAUCUGUUGACAGCAGCGUCCCCUCCCCGCCUGGACCCAACUGUCAGUUGCUUGGGGGAGACCACUACUCUCCUCUCCUACCCAACCAGUAUCCCGUUCCCAGUCGCUUCUACUCCGACCUUCCCGGGCAAGCCAAGGAUGUGGUUUCCCAGCCUUACUGGCUGGGGCCCCCCCGGGACCACAGCUAUGAGGCCGAGUUUCGAGCGGUCAGCAUGAAGCCUGCAUUCCUGCCCUCCGCCCCUGGACCCACCGUGUCCUACUACCGAGGCCAAGAGGUCCUGACGCCUGGAGCUGGCUGGCCUGUGGCCCCCCAGUACCCUCCCAAGAUGGGCCCAGGCAGCUGGUUCCGCCCCAUGCGGACUCUGCCCGUGGAACCCGGUCCCGGAGCUUCAGAGGGACGGGGCCCGGAGGACCAGGGCUCCCCCUCCGUGUGGACUGAGAUCACCCCGCUGCGGCCGGAGUCCAGUGACUCAGGACUGGGCGAAGGAGACUCUAAGAGGAGGCGUGUGUCCCCCUAUCCUUCCAGCGGCGAUAGCUCCUCCCCUGCUGGGGCCCCUUCUCCUUUUGAUAAGGAAACCGAAGGCCAGUUUUACAGCUAUUUCCCCAACUGAGGGGAUGACAUGGGGAAAGGCACAGAAACAGUGUUAUCAGGUUGGAGGACACCCAACUAAUGCAGACGACAGACUCAGGACUGAGAGGCCCCAGCUCCCUCUGUCUCGUCUCCUUUUGUAGUUGGUUGAGGAAGAGGGGGUUCUGGGGUUCACUUGCUGCUUCCGGCCCACGAUGAAACCUGAGAGGAGUGUCCCCUGCCCCUUCCUCGGCCCUAACUACAAUCAUUUCCCUGGUGCUGCUUCUGGCUGUGGGUUCCCAGCUGGAGAACAGAGAACGGAGAACAAGAGGGUCUUGGCCACAAAGGAGCUUUCCGCUCUUCUCUGGGACUGGGUAGGGGUCCGGUGGGGCUGGCUGGGAACUGGAGACCGUCUUCCUUUAUAGAACUCACUUGGCGCAGUUUCGUUUGCGCCGAUGACUUUGGGCGGCUGGCCCGGACCCCCCCUGCGCAGAGACAGUGGGGUCCCAAGGAAGGGCGGGGAAGGGGGGGUUGGUGCACACCUCAAGAAGCGAAGUCUUUGGGGGUGGUGAUUAUGGGGGCACGCACGCUUUUUUCUUUUUCCUUUUUGGAAUGGGGAGGCUAUUUAUUGUACAGAGAGUGGUGUCUGGAUAUAUUUCUUUUGUCUUCAUCACUUUCUUCAAAUAAACAUGAAACUGGAGAAUGUGUCCUGCUUCAGGGCCCUGGAGGGGGACGUGGCUGGGGACUCACCCCGCUGGGAUUUGCAGGUGCACCAAAGCUCUCCAACAGCAGCUGCAGUUCCCAAGGACCUGUGCCUUCUUCUAGAAACCCAGAGUGGCUUCACUCAGGGGAUCAACAGAGCAAGACCACAUGUCCUGAAGGUUGAUGGUUGAUUCCACCUCGUAAGGCACCUUGGGACAGAGAAC